Molecule: messenger RNA, 366 nt
Organism: Rotaria sp. Silwood1
Lineage: Eukaryota; Metazoa; Rotifera; Eurotatoria; Philodinida; Philodinidae
Source: the annotation of a GenBank genome assembly
AUGUCAUCUAGCAAUGGCGCUUCACAUUCAACUCAAAGAGAAGUCAAAUGUGGUGGUAUUGCUGGUCUUAGACCAGUUAAUACAGAAGAUUUAAAAAUUUGGGACAUGUAUAAACAACAUUUGGAAAAGAAAAUACGAAAUCAAUUUCAUGUACCAACUAGUCAUACACUCAAACCAGUUCAAGUUGCAACACAAAUUGUAGCUGGACAAAAUUACUUUUUCAAGGUUGAAUUACCUGAAAAAAAAUACGCAACAGCUCGUGUUUAUCAUGUUCCAUGGCAACAAGAUACCCAUGGUAAAGAAGAACAAGUAGCUGUACAUGCUAAACUACUUGAUAGUCCCAAUCAAGAUGUUGGUCAUUUUUAA